Messenger RNA from Colletotrichum karsti, 1314 nucleotides. RefSeq lists its product as uncharacterized. The coding region runs from base 1 to 1314 and encodes 437 amino acids. The record is from RefSeq and is a predicted model, not a curated record. NCBI's taxonomy places the organism in Eukaryota, Fungi, Ascomycota, Sordariomycetes, Glomerellales, Glomerellaceae. The transcript has 2 exons.
AUGGCCAACUUCGUCUACGAACCCCUUGACACUUGCACGUUUCGCCUGCUCCGCCUCUUCAAAGGCCGGAAGCAUUACGACGACAGAGUCUGUUGCGAACUUUACGAGGCGCCACAUCCGAGUGAAAUCGAUGACGAUGAAGACGUCUACGAAGCCCUUUCUUACACCUGGGGCAAUCCAGACGAUACCGAGCCCAGCCCGGAUGAAACUAAAGAUAUCCUGAUGAAUGACCACCAGGUCCCGGUUACUAAGAAUCUCUACAAUGCUCUCUACCACCUGCGGUACCCUGGAGAAGACCGUAUAAUCUGGGUCGACGCACUCUGCAUCAACCAACGAGAUGCCUCGGAGCGGAGUCUCCAAGUGAGACAGAUGUGUGUCAUCUACAGCAAGGCCAAGAGUGUCAUCAUCUGGCUUGGAGAGUCGUCUGAAGGGAUAAAACUACUUAUGGAGGGAGUACGAGAGCUUGACCGGAGGAUACUGCGGCGUCCCAAGCCACAAGAAAAAGACCGCCUGGACGUCUGGUACGACGAGGGGCGUAGCUUCGUCCGCAACAUGGCUGCCAGUAACUACCAAGUCAGAAGAGAAGCAUUGGAGAAGUUGAUGAAGCGAAGUUGGUUCAGAAGGGUAUGGGUUGUGCAGGAGGCUGCAGUUGCGUCCAGGGCGACGAUUCAGUGCUCGUGGGAGUCGGCUCCGACGAGGACUUUCGCACUCAUGCCGGAACUCAUGGAUGUAAAGCCGCAAAACCGGGCUCGAACGCUGCUGGAGGUCAUGCCAGGACCAUGUCGAGAGCAGUCCUGGUGGCGGAAAGAUCGUCGCUUCAAUACCUUGUUGCAGAAGUUUGGCUGGUUCGAGGCGACGGACGAGCGUGACAAAAUAUUCGCCCUUCUCGGAAUUUCGGUCGACACUGCCGUCGCCGAUUGCCCACUGAAAGUCGACUACGACGCAGACAUGGCUGAAGUUUGCCGGAGAACGAUCUCUUUCCUCGCUUGUGGAGAUAUUCUGGAUGUCGUGACGUACUCUUCACCAGUCUGGCCUCUGAAGGAACUUCGUCGGAUGCUACCUUCACUUAGAAAGAACGUAUUUGAAUGGGCGCUGAGGACAGAGGGAAGUCAUGCCCCGCUCUUGAGGAGGCUUAUUCACGGAAUGCCGCGAAUCGACAUCAACGUUCCACUAGAUGACGGCGGCAGUUAUCCGGUAAUGGUCCUCAUUGAUAAGGAGAAUUCGGCCGAGGAUUUCGGAGCGUUACUUGACUUUACGCAUCGAGAUGCGGCCGAGCUGACAUCGUCCGUCUACUCUUGGGACGACAAGACAUAG